Penicillium brasilianum is the source of this 2550-nucleotide messenger RNA. The record is from the annotation of a GenBank genome assembly. NCBI's taxonomy places the organism in Eukaryota, Fungi, Ascomycota, Eurotiomycetes, Eurotiales, Aspergillaceae.
AUGGGACAUCACAAAUGGACGAAACUGGUUCCCUCUACCUGGAGGGAAGGCCGAUGGGCAAUUCGAAGUACGCUUUGGAUUAAUAGGGAUGUGGAAGCGGAGCAAGUGUCGAUUGAGUCGCCGGAUCUAACCGCGGCGGUCAUCCGCCUCCCCGAGCGCCUGAUAUUUAUGGCAUCAGUCUACGUAGAGGGCGGAGAUGCUGCGGUAUUGAUGGAGACGUGCAAUCACCUAAGCAAAGCAAUCACAGAGGUACGGCGGGACACAGGCACACCGUUGGAGAUCAUCAUCGUGGGAGAUUUUAACCGUCAUGAUCAACUCUGGGGAGGAGACGACGUGUCUUUGGCAAGACAAGGUGAAGCGGACCCAGUCAUCGACUUCAUGAACGAAUUUGCACUCAGCAGUCUACUCAAACGUGGCACAAAGACAUGGCAUGGCGCAGGACAGAGUGGGGACUACGAGUCCACGAUCGACCUCGUCCUGGCCUCGGAAAACCUAACAGACUCCAUGGUUAAGUGUGCCAUACCUAGGACAGAGCAUGGUUCGGAUCAUUGCACCAUUGAGACCGUAUUCGAUGCCUCAUGGUCGCCCCCAAAGCAUCCGGAACGACUCCUGCUGAAAAACGCUCCAUGGAAAGAGAUCAAUGUUAGGAUUGCGAACACCCUAGCCGCCACUCCGUUGGAGGGCACCGUGCAGCAAAAAACCGAUCGACUUAUGUCCGCGGUCUGGGAAGCGGUGCAUGCCUUAACGCCGAAAGCCAAACCGUCACCACACGCAAAGCGAUGGUGGACAGAUGACUUGACACAGCUCCGUCAAAUAUACACAUAUUGGAGAAAUCACGCCCGCUCGGAGCGACGGGCGGGACGAAAGGUACCCCAUCUGGAAGAGAUGACCCAAGGCGCAGCGAAGCAAUACCACGAUGCUAUCCGGGAACAAAAGAAAAAGCACUGGAAUGAAUUCCUCAUCGACAACGAUAACAUAUGGAAAGCCGCUAAAUACCUGAAUUCAGGAGACGACGCAGCGUUUGGAAAGGUUCCGCAGCUCCUGAGAGCAGACGGAACGACCACCACCGAUCGCAAGGGGCAAGCAGAAGAAUUGCUGACCACGUUCUUCCCGCCUCUGCCGGAGAUUAUUGACGAUGAAGGGACGAGGCCAGAAAGAGCACCGGUACAAAUGCCAGCUAUCACGAUGGAGGAGGUGGAGCGGCAACUGUUGGCGGCAAAAUCUUGGAAAGCGCCUGGCGAGGACGGCCUGCCGGUGAUCGUCCUCACUGGAAGGAGGCACGUUGCCAAGGCAGUGGAGACACGUGAAGAUCAUACCGCUCAAAAGCCGAACAAAGACAAUUACAGCAUUGCCAAAGCAUGGAGGCCAAUCUCACUCCUCGCGACACUAGGGAAAAUACUAGAAUCGGUGGUUGCAGAAAGGAUCUCUCACGCGGUGGAGACUCAUGGUCUGCUCCCAACUAGCCACUUCGGAGCCCGAAAGCAGCGGUCCGCGGAGCAAGCACUCUUGUUUUUGCAAGAACAAAUCUACACGGCGUGGCGCGGUCGACGGGUACUAAGCCUGAUCAGUUUUGAUGUUAAAGGAGCCUACAACGGAGUGUGCAAAGAACGGCUGCUCCAGAGGAUGAAAGCGCGAGGUAUACCGGAGGAUCUACUCCGGUGGGUUGAGGCGUUCUGCUCGGAACGAACGGCGACGAUCCAAAUCAAUGGCCAAUUGUCUGAAGUCCAAAGCCUGCCACAGGCUGGACUGCCGCAGGGUUCACCGCUGUCCCCGAUCUUGUUCCUCUUCUUUAACGCAGAUCUCGUACAACGACAGAUCGACAGCCAGGGCGGAGCAAUCGCGUUCGUGGAUGAUUUUACCGCGUGGGUGACCGGACCAACGGCACAGAGUAAUCGGGAAGGUAUUGAAACAAUUAUCAAUGACGCACUUGACUGGGAGAAGAGGAGCGGAGCAACCUUUGAGGCAGACAAAACAGCCAUCAUACACUUCGCUCCCAAGGUUCACAAAACGGACCAGGGAUCUUUCACAAUCAAAGGACAGCCCGUGGUGCCUAGAGACCAUGUCAAGAUCUUGGGUGUUCUCAUGGACACAAGACUCAAGUACAAGGAACAUAUCGCGAGGGCAGCGUCCAAAGGCUUGGAGGCAGCGAUGGAGCUCCGGCGACUUCGCGGUCUAACCCCAGCAACUGCACGCCAGCUAUUCACGUCGAUGGUGGCCCCGGUGGUAGACUACGCUUCUACCGUCUGGAUGCACGCUUGCAAGGACAAGGCUAGCGGACCGAUCAACCGAACUCAAAGGGUGGGAGCGCAAGCAAUUAUAGGGACGUUUCUUACAGUUGCGACCAGCGUUGCGGAGGCAGAGGCUCACAUUGCCGCUGCACAACGCCGUUUUUGGAGAAGGGCCGUGAAAAUGUGGACGGACAUCCACACCCUUCCAGAAACCAAUCCGCUCCGUAGCGGACGCGCUAAGAAACAUCGAGAUGGAGACACUGGAAACCAUCACUUCGUUCACGUUAGCACCAUGGGAGACACGCAUGCAGACCGGUGUUGA